Egretta garzetta (little egret) is the source of this 2480-nucleotide messenger RNA. RefSeq names its product tumor suppressor 2, mitochondrial calcium regulator (gene TUSC2). Lineage: Eukaryota; Metazoa; Chordata; Aves; Pelecaniformes; Ardeidae. Bases 38 to 220 code for a protein of 60 amino acids. The transcript has 2 exons. Gene Ontology annotation, biological process: regulation of mitochondrial membrane potential; inflammatory response. The record is from RefSeq and is a predicted model, not a curated record. Gene Ontology annotation, cellular component: mitochondrion.
GCUCUCACCCACCCGCCGGCCUUCUCUCGCCAGCUCCAUGUAUUACGACGAGGACGGGGAUCUCGCCCACGAGUUCUACGAGGAGACAAUCGUCACUAAGAACGGGAGGAAGCGCGCCAAGCUGAAGAGGAUCCACAAGAACCUGAUACCUCAGGGCAUAGUGAAACUAGAGCACCCUCGCAUUCACGUGGAUUUCCCGGUGAUCAUCUGCGAGGUGUGAGUCGCCAGACGUUGCUGCCUGCGGGUGGGAGGCCCUGCCCCACCUCCCCCAGCCUUGCCAGGCGAGGCUGCAUCGUGUUCCCACUCGAGGAGGACUCUGGGCACGCGUCGGGGGCGGUGGCUCUCCCCUCGCCCGGAGGUGAGGCGGGACGGAGUAGGCUGGCUGGGCUUGGCUAGCGCUCCUCGCAGGAGAUGGGUGACCUUGUGCAACAACUGCUUACAAACAUCCUCGCUUGAGUCAGAAGACUAAAAAUACCUUUUGUAGCCUCUAGUUGACUUUUGAUGGGUAACUGGAACUGCAAAUGAGCUGCUGUGUGUGAGCUGUCAAAGGGAGAGCGAGCCUGCACUUCUCACCAGACAAAAUCCCCUGCUUCUCAGGUAUGCAGCCCAGGGAGAGCCAGGGCAAGGUAAUGCACUGUCUGGGGCCCCAAGAUCCCUCGGGCCUGGUGGUUAGAUGGCCAGUGUUGCAGCAUGUCGCUUGACACGAGUGUUAUACGAUGCUCCCCUGGGUGGGUCUGUCGAUGGAGGAUGAAGGCCGAAGGGGGGCCUGGUCUUGAAGCACAUCCAGCUGGCCGCUGCACUCCUCUUGGGAAGGGGAAGGAGAUCAGAUGCUGCUGUCUCGGGCCUCGUUCUCUUUCUCCUGUGCGUUUCCCCGCUUAUGCCAGCUCUGGAGAGGUUGGCUUCGCUGCUGCCCGGGGUCCCUCUGCCUGCAGGAGAUCUCUGCGGUCCAUGGCCACUGCUGGUGGCAGUGAGGUCCCCAGCUCUGCAGCAGACUUGCCUCCCCCAUUAGCAAGCUGGCUCCUGCUGCGUCCCUUGCCCACUGCAGGGCCAGGCUGCUGGGCAAGGCAUCUCCUUGGAACGUCUUCACCCCCCAGUCCUCUCUUGAACGUACCUCGUGGUGGGGUGGGCCUUGAGAGAGCCAAGCAGGAAGGAAAUUAUUUCUUCCCUCCCUGUCCCCCAAAAACAAUCAAUCGGUGUGCCUGCCCCAGCUUGGAAAUCUCCCUGGCGAUGUGAACUACGGUUCCUCCCGCAUCCCAGCUGGCAGCAGGAGAAGAAACGCAAUGCACUUUAAAGGGAGGCAUUCUGCUCUGUCUCGGAAGGUCCUGCUCCUUUCUCCUCUUUCCUCCUGCUUGAGAAGGUCAAGGUCGCCUUGGCAGCACUGAAAAACCUCUCACCCGUGCACACAGGCCCCGGGGUGCCAAGCCUGCUGCUGCAGGGCCGGGAUAAGGCCUGACCCGUGUCCCCACCUUCGCCAGCACUAGGAGCCACUGCCUCCCUGCUCGGCUGCCCCUGGACCGGCCAUGGGGCAGCAGGCACAGCUUUAAACUGGGUCAGAGCCUGCUCCCUGCAGCAGCCAGCUCAACUUUCCUCCUCUUUCGUUCCAGAACUUAUUUACUUUCUAAGCACUUCAGACGUUUGCUACCUCGAUUUUUAAUUUAAGCCGCUGGCACUUGGCUGCCAGCCCUGUCGGUGUCUACGUUGGAUGUAUCCAUGCCCGCGCCCACCAAGAGCCGCCUGGGCAUGGGGCCAAGUUCCCGGCUUCGGGGAGAUAACAGUGGCGUGGCUGUUGCCGUCUUCCUGUCACCACCUCUUCCCUCCGCGUCCCCCCCACCCGCUGUUCCCAUCGACAGGAGCGAGGCACAGAGGGUGAGGAAUGGAGGGUGAAGCGGAUGUGCUGGCUGCCUCCGGGCAGGGAAACAAGGCAGGGCUGGGCAGGGCUCUGGCAGGGAGCUCGUCUACACUGUGAUGCUGGGCGCUUCUUUCAACAUCUUUUGUUCUUCUGCUUGCUUGAAAGAGUCUUGUCUUAAAACAAUCCCCCACUGAAGUGUUUCUUAUUUGCACCACCUGCUCUCGAGUUUGUCCCAAGCCGGAUCUCCCUGGGAAGGGCGUCCCUUGGGCUCUGCAGGAGAGCAGGAGCUGCUGUCCCCAGGAAGAGGAGAGAAAGCCGUGGCCAGGCUGCCUGCACCGUGUUGCUCCACUGCUGUCUGAGGGUGAACCCGCCUUGGGUAUGGGGGAAGGCGGAGGAGGAGUGGGGAGGGGGCCAGUGCCAUUUGCCUGCCCCAACAGGGAGCCCCUCGCCUGGCUACCAGCCAAAAAUCUGCUGACUAGGCAGGGCCCGAACCCUGGGGGGGGCGGGCAGAGACUGAGACUGGCUUAGCAAGGAUGCUUUUGUCCUCCCUGACAGGCAGCCCACCCUUCCCCCAGGGCAUCAAACAUGCUUCCCCAAAAAAACCACGACUUCUCCCACGCCCCCCGUGUCA